Molecule: messenger RNA, 682 nt
Organism: Harmonia axyridis
Lineage: Eukaryota; Metazoa; Arthropoda; Insecta; Coleoptera; Coccinellidae
Product: ribonuclease P protein subunit p14-like
Exons: 2
Coding region: 131-454 (107 amino acids)
Biological process (GO): tRNA 5'-leader removal
Cellular component (GO): ribonuclease P complex
Source: RefSeq, a predicted model, not a curated record
AAAAUUGUAAGGUUAUGUUCUGUUGAAGCUGAAGGAGACAAAUUUCUUGGGAUUACAUUCAGUUUGAAACGAGGCGAGUUAUUAUAUUACUCUCACAUUAUCUUCCAAAUUUUCAAAGGAUCGUGCGACUAUGUAUUACUAUAUGCAUAUUUCAUUGAACUUUGAAAAGGACCAAGAGAACCGUAUAACUCCUGCUUUCUUCAAAGAUAAUAUAAUCAGAUGUGUCCGAAGUGUAUUUGGAGAAUGUGCUUGCAAUGCUGAUAUAGAUCUACUCAAAUAUAACCCAGGAAAUCUUAAUGCUAUAAUUCGAAUACCUGAGCACUUAUACGUGAAAGUUCAUGCAGCUUUAAGUUUUUGUGGAGCUUGGCACGGUCAACCUUGUUUUUAUAUUAUCCACAAAACUAGCCCUUUAUUAUUGAGUUUAUCUCAGGAUAGUAGAAACUACGAGCACUAAAAUGUCAGUUUGCAAGCAGUUUGGAAAAGACAAAGUAAUAUUUGCUACCGAAGAAGAUCAUAAAGUUCCGAGUACAGUGAAGCUUCCAGAACCUGAACCACAACCUGGACUAAUACUUCCUAGUGGAGAUAUUAAUUGGAACUGCCCUUGCUUAGGCGGUAUGGCAACAGGUCCUUGUGGCUUUGAAUUUAGGAAUGCUUUCAGUUGUUUUCAUUACUCUGAAGCUGA